AUGCGCGCUGGUGGGCGCGCGCGGAGGGCGUUUCCCGGCCCGGGGGCUGCUCCGCUCCGGGUUUUCCCGGCGACCUGCGUCGGCAGAGGGUCGGGAGCCCCGCGGGCGGGCCGCGCACUGCACACUUGCUCCGGCUGGGAGGCGGGGAGCGACGCGCCCCCUGAGGAAGUUCUGCUUAACUUGCCGUCUUCUCCUGGCUCCCCUGCCCCAAAACUUUCUCUUCCGGGGUCAGGCGGUUCCUCCCCCGAGCGUACCUGGCGCUCCGUGGGCGCCUGGAGCUACGGGAUUCGGUGCGGGUUUGAGGUGCUUCCCCGCCCUCGCUGCUGCUUUCUCGGCCGCUCCUGUGCUCGCCGCCCACGGCAGCCCCAGAGGUGGGAGCGGCCGCCCCGGCCCCCGCCGCGGCCGCCGGCGCUCGGGCUCCGCCUGCAGGCGCCGCCACCUGGGAGCACGUCUUCAGCGAUCGCCGCUUGUGUACACAGGCAGGGUCCCUCCCCACACCGCCAGAAGCACUGGAGUCUGAGUUUGAGACAUUCUCAUAGAUGGGGAUGCUCCCGGCCAGAAGCCCUGGAGCAGAAACGAGCUGGCAAAGGCUCCUUAGACUCUCCCGUCAUUUACAACUAUCACAGGACAGUUUCCCAGGGUGAAAUGGGGAGGAGGAUACUUCGUCAUUUCACCUCCACCAGGAGGGCUUCUUUCUUCCCUGUCGGUAAGGAGGGAUCCCACUUUCCUUUCUAUGCCAGUAUUAUCACCUUAACUGUUUCAUUCCAGUCAAUCUUUAAACUCCUGUUGCCCUACCCACUCUGCCCUCUCUUUUGUUUGUCCCGAUGUGAUUCCUACAUUCCCAUGGAAGGCUACCUAGACCUUGAACUUCCACCCCUCUUCCUUCAUUCUUGCAUUCCAGAAACAUGUAUAAAGCUCAUUUUCUGCCACCCUUUGUAGGAGACUGUGGUUCCUGACUGAGAGACUUGUGGAAAGAUCACUCACUUUGGGGAAGCCAGCUGCCAUGUUGAGCAGCCCAAUUGAGAGGUCCACAUGGUAAAGAAUUGGGGACUGCUGACAACAGCUAGCAAAGAACUGAGGUUUCUUGAUAAGAGUCAUGUAAGUGAGCCAUCUUGCAAGCCAAUUCCCCAGCCCCAGUCAAGCCUUCAAAUGACUGCAGUAACAGCUUGACUGAAACCUCAUGAUAAACCCAGACCCAGGACCACUCAGCUAAACUGCUUCCCGGUUUUGACCCUCAAAAACUGUGUGAGACAAUAAAUGUUUGUUGCUUUAAGCUGCUAA
This is a messenger RNA of Lemur catta (Ring-tailed lemur), 1281 nucleotides long. RefSeq lists its product as uncharacterized. NCBI's taxonomy places the organism in Eukaryota, Metazoa, Chordata, Mammalia, Primates, Lemuridae. The coding region runs from base 1 to 939 and encodes 312 amino acids. The transcript has 4 exons. The record is from RefSeq and is a predicted model, not a curated record.